Messenger RNA from Danaus plexippus (monarch butterfly), 1461 nucleotides. Its product is annotated as zinc finger protein 34-like. Gene Ontology annotation, biological process: regulation of transcription by RNA polymerase II. Bases 221 to 1147 code for a protein of 308 amino acids. The record is from RefSeq and is a predicted model, not a curated record. Gene Ontology annotation, cellular component: nucleus. Lineage: Eukaryota; Metazoa; Arthropoda; Insecta; Lepidoptera; Nymphalidae. The transcript has 2 exons. Gene Ontology annotation, molecular function: DNA-binding transcription factor activity, RNA polymerase II-specific; RNA polymerase II transcription regulatory region sequence-specific DNA binding.
UUAUAAUGAGUCCAAGUUUAAUUCCAUGUAAUGAAUUUUUACAUUGUAAAGAUUGAAUAAUUUGUAAAUAUAAAAUAUUAGGAGUGAGUUUGUGAUGUACAAAAAUUAAGUGAGAACAAACAUUUCAUAAUAAAACAUCGCAUUUUUAUUAAUUAAAAUUUUUAUUUAUACGUAAACUGUUUUUGUUGUGCGUAAUAAAAAGGAUGUAUAAUUGAAAACCAUGGCUUACAUUAGGGGUACGAUGAAAAAAAGAUUGAAAGUGCUAAGCAGUCUUAACAGCUAUUGUAUCUGCGAUUAUUGUUUAAGAAAAUUCGAAAGCAAACCAAUACUUAUAUCUCACAUAGAAACGUGCGUCCAGGACAGAACGUGCAAAGUAUGCAAUAUAAUUUUCGAAAACGAAGGAAUUUUCCUCGCUCACAUAAGAAACGUACAUAUAAAGAGCGAAAAGUUGGAUUUUACCAGUAGCCUUAACAAAUAUUGCUUGUGCAAUCAUUGCUCUAAAAAAUUCCAAAAUAAACUAAAGCUGGCGAAACAUGUGGAAAACUGUAUUGAAAACAGGACAUGCAAGUGGUGCAAUCUGGUGUUCAAGAAUCGUGGGAAUUUGGUUACUCAUGCAUAUCACAUACAUGGAGAUAGAAGCAACAAAAGGGAAUCCAGACAGAACUUGGAGAAGAUGACCUGUAAGCCCUGCAACAGAACUUUCUCAGAGUACUUCCGCUUGAAGUACCACAUAAGGAGUGUCCACUUCAAUCUGAAGCCGAGGCUAUCAGAACGUGACUAUAUGGACAUAAACCAGACCUGGUACGAAGGAGUUGCAAACACGAACGCUGUAGUCAAAAUCAAGAAGAUAGCUGAUAACAUGUUGAUCAUGAAAAGAUAUAAAGGGCACAAACCAGUUCAAAUCCUGAAGAGAGACAAGGUUCUGGACCUCACGGAUUCCUAUCCUACUUACACCUCGAAACAGCAGAUCAAAUGCACUGUCUGCAAGCAGAUGAUGCUGAAACGAGAUCUGAAGCUGCACUAUGAAGAACGGCAUACGCAGAACAUCAAGCACGAAUGCAGCAAAUGCAAGGCUACUUUCAAGAGAUCUUAUUUCUACGCGCGUCAUAUCUGCUGCAAAGAAGAGGUGAAGACGGAACCCACAUAAUGGCUUUGUAGCUUUCCAAAUGGGUCUUCGACAGCGCCGAUAAUAAAGUAAAGAAAGAAUAGGUUUUUCCAGAAAAUCAAACAAUCAUACAGACGAUUCUAUUAGGGACAAUUAUAUGAAAUGUAUUUUCGAACGAACUGGUUAUAUGUUAGGCUUCCAAAAUAAAUUUGAUUAAAUAACGUGAUAUUGUUAUAUUUAUAUAUUAUUAUAAUAAAACACAUGAAUGUAUUAAAAUUGAAGUCAAGACUUAUUACUUAUUAUAUUAUCUUAAAUGUAUUAUAAAUAUCUUACAAUAAAUGGCACUAUCUCGAUUA